This is a messenger RNA of Lobosporangium transversale, 1010 nucleotides long. RefSeq lists its product as hypothetical. The coding region runs from base 110 to 793 and encodes 227 amino acids. The transcript has a single exon. The record is from RefSeq and is a predicted model, not a curated record. Lineage: Eukaryota; Fungi; Mortierellomycota; Mortierellomycetes; Mortierellales; Mortierellaceae.
CUGGGACGAAGAAGAUCAGUCAGACUUCUACAGGGUAUUCCUUCAGCACCCUUGGGCUCUGAAUAACUUGUCAGAUCUAUGUUCCUGUGAGAUAAUAGAAGACAAGGAUAUGGCGGCAAUUCUUGGACGGAUGACAGGAUUAAGGCAGUUAGACCUCCCUUAUGGUAGAUUCGAUCAGCUCUCUUUGCAGGAGUUGCUAGCUAACAGGCAAGAAGUGAUGAAUAAUGGACAGCUAGUACAGAAGACAAGGCUUUGGAGGCUCUGUGAGACAGUUGAGACGUUAGUGCUCGGUGGAGAUAGCAGUGUUGCUCAGGCUAUUUUAUCAAAUUGUCCACGGCUGAAAAGACUAGAAGGACCUAAAACUACAGUAUCAGAGAUUGUCAAUGGAGCAGAAUGGGUUUGUAGUGGAUUGACUCGCUUGAGUAUCACUCUUGAGGCAGAUAUUGAUGAAGAGACUGAAGAAGGGAUGGCAAAGACACGUAUUGCGUUUAAGCAGCUUGGCAAGCUGAUCCGACUAGAAUAUCUUGACCUAACAUUGUACUCAAAGUAUAGAGGCGGACGGACACUGGAUUUGAGACUACGAACGGGCCUGAAUGAACUAGCCAAUCUGAAGAGACUAGAAACGCUAAAGGUUGAAGGUGAUGAUCAGCAGCGAAUGCAGCUUGAGGAUGCGACAUGGAUGGUGAACAAUUGGCCAAGGAUUAGAGGCGUGCAUGGUGUUCUGAACGGCGAGGAAGAUGCAGCUGCUUUGCUGGAAGAGUUCUUUGAAUCGCAUGACAUAUGCAUUUACUGAUAUACUGAUAGAUAAUAGAAGAAUAGGAGGGCGUUAUCACAUUAUACCUUGAUAUAGAGACAGAGAUCUUACACAUGGACCUUUUAGUGCAUACAUAUAUCCUGAUAGCUGCUAUUCGAUCUAAAUAAUGAUAAGAGCCACCACAGCAGUAAAAAUAUAUAGAUCCAAGGCAUUACCGUUGCAGAAACUAUCCAAAGUGCAGCCUAAAAGGAGAGGG